UGUUCAGUUGCAGAUUUAGCCACCAACGAAGCGGUUGUGGUCGUUGUUGCUAGCGGUCGUGACAUUUUCAAUUCUUGCCAAAAAUUUAACAAAGCCAAAUACAUAAAAUACGACGCGCGGCUACUCGAGUGACGUGACGUUAUUAAAAGGAUUAAAAACUCAAUUUUUUGGAUUAAAUUAAAAAUAAUAAUCAAGAUGAUGCUCAUGCAGCCCACACCCCAACAACGCGUCACAAUUCGCCAGGAAUUGCGCGAACCCGAAAAUCAAUCGGACAUCGAUCGCGACAUUAAACUUGUACGUGAAUGGUUGGACACACAACCGCAUCUGCCCAAGGAUAUGGACGACGGCCGUUUGGCCACUUUCUUGCGUGGCUGCAAAUUCAGCUUGGAGAAGGUGAAAAAGAAGCUGGACAUGUACUAUACGAUGCGCAAUGCUGUGCCAGAAUUCUUUGCCAAUCGUGAUAUUAGUCGACCUGAAUUGGCUAUGGUAUUGGAUUACUUACACUGCCCUACUCUGCCUGGUCUCACGCCUAACGGUCGCCGCAUCACCUUUGUACGCGGCAUCGAUGUCGAUUUCCAAGCGCAUCACAUCAAUGACGCCGCCAAGGUGGCGCUCAUGAUCGGCGAUAUUCGUCUGCUGGAGGAGAAGGUCGGCAUUGCCGGUGAUAUUUUCAUUGUUGACGCCACACUCGCUUCGGCUCAUCAUUUUGCCAAAUUCACGCCAACUGUGAUUAAGAAAUUCCUCAUCGCCGUGCAAGAAGGAUACCCGGUGAAGGUGAAAGAGGUGCAUGUGUUCAAUAUUUCGCCAUUGGUUGACACCAUCUUCAACUUUGUGCGUCCCUUCGUAAAGGAGAAGAUCCGCAAUCGUAUCACCUUCCAUAGCAACAUCGAAAGUCUGUACAAAGCGGUGCCACGUGACUUGCUGCCCGACGAGUAUGGCGGCAAAGCUGGUUCGGUGGUCGAGUUGAACCAACAGUGGAAGAAGAAGUUGGAAGAAUACACUCCUUGGUUCAAGGAACAGGAAGAUAAGAAGGCCAACGAAGCGCUGCGCCCUGGUUCGCCGAAGACUACCGAUGAUCUGUUCGGCGUGGAGGGCACUUUCCGGCAACUUAACAUCGAUUAGGAUGCUCGGCUUACUCGUAGUUGAGAUUAGUGCUAGGAUAGAACGGUUUACGGAUACGGUUGCGUUCCGCGGCUUUCUCUUGCUUUCGCCCUGGAGCUAGCUGCUGCUUUUUGUGCUCAAAUUCGUAUUAUAACUUAAAUAAACCACUGACAUCGCUCGCUCCAUAUGUAUAAAUGACAUUCGCUUUGUGUGUGUAUACAAACAUAAAUACAAUUUAUUUUUUAAUACUUACUUAUUUUUUACCAUUAUGAUUAUCAUGUUUUAUUAAUAGUGAUCCGUAUUGCCUCGUUCUUUUUUUGCUUGAAUAUGCCUUUGUGGACAUGUUUGAAACAAAUUAUUAGCUACAUUUAUAAUUUUAAUUUUAUUUCAUUUUGUUAUUGUCUUAAGUGCGCUUACCUAUGUAAGUGCACUGGCCUC
Molecule: messenger RNA, 1539 nt
Organism: Rhagoletis zephyria (snowberry fruit fly)
Lineage: Eukaryota; Metazoa; Arthropoda; Insecta; Diptera; Tephritidae
Product: alpha-tocopherol transfer protein-like
Cellular component (GO): membrane
Molecular function (GO): phosphatidylinositol bisphosphate binding
Source: RefSeq, a predicted model, not a curated record